AUGAUUUUGCUGCUUGUCAUCUCCUUUCUCGGUUACGCAAAUGCUGCUGUACAGUACUCGGACUCGUUCGCCAGGAAUGUGAUGUUUCCACUGAGUGCAGCUGCCUAUUCGGAUCAGCCACAACAAUGCCUCGACCGACUGUUCCCCAACGCAACACUUGGACGGCAAGUGGCUGUGCAGUGCGAUAUGUUCAAGGCGGAUUCGUGUUCGGGAUUCACCGCCGUACUCCAUGAACAAAAGGCAAUUGUUCUCAGCUUCAGAGGGACAGCAGGACUCCAACAGCUGCUUCAGGAGAUCAACAAGACAGUCUUUUUGAACUUGGCUUCAUGGUUUUUCGGGGGAAGAAUUUCGAGAUACUUCAGCGACGCCUUUUCAAAUGUAUGGAGUUCCGGUUUGGGUGAAAACUUCUUCAGUCUACAGAAACAAUACCCACAGCAUGAAAUUUGGGUGACUGGCCAUUCUCUUGGAGGUUCAUUGGCCUCCCUGGCUGCAUCGUUCUUGGUCGGAUCCCGCAUUGCUGAUCCCAGUAAGGUCAAGCUGGUAACAUUUGGCCAACCCAGAACGGGGGACAGCCGCUUUUCCGAAAUGCACAACAGUCAGUUGGAGUAUUCCUUCCGUGUGACCCACUGGCGAGACAUUGUCCCUCACAUUCCCAUGGGGCCUCUUGGAGGAUAUUUCCAUCACAGACAAGAGGCCUUCUACAAGAAUGAAAUGAAACCAGAUGAUUUCAAAAUCUGCAACGAAGGAGAAGCUGCAGAGUGCAGUGACGGGUUGUGGUUUACGGCGAGCAUCGACGAACACACUCACUACUUUGGCCGACAUGUGUCCAAAUAUGGUAAGAGCGGCUGCGCCGACUAA
Messenger RNA from Cooperia oncophora, 858 nucleotides. The record is from the annotation of a GenBank genome assembly. Lineage: Eukaryota; Metazoa; Nematoda; Chromadorea; Rhabditida; Trichostrongylidae.